Selaginella moellendorffii is the source of this 2631-nucleotide messenger RNA. RefSeq names its product AUGMIN subunit 5. The transcript has 10 exons. Gene Ontology annotation, biological process: spindle assembly. Bases 134 to 2521 code for a protein of 795 amino acids. The record is from RefSeq and is a predicted model, not a curated record. NCBI's taxonomy places the organism in Eukaryota, Viridiplantae, Streptophyta, Lycopodiopsida, Selaginellales, Selaginellaceae. Gene Ontology annotation, cellular component: spindle microtubule; HAUS complex.
UGGGUCUAGGGCUUAGUGAUCGUCCUGGGUGAUCAAGGUGUUGAGCGCAGGGAUGAGGCCCGGAUCUCGGCGUCGGCGCUGGCAUUUUGGGAUACUGCAUUCUAGUAGCAGCGAACAGUGUUGAUUCGGGCAAAUGCAGGGAGCUGCGUCGGCUGCGCCACAGGCGGAGGCGAUCCUGGCAUGGCUGCAAGAGGAGAUCGGCUACAGAUCGGCUGGGGAUCACGCAUUGCCGUCGCCCGAGGCGCUGCGGCGGCUGUGCCGCGGAAAUAUGCUGCCCGUGUGGAAGUUCUUGGUGGAGAGGGUGAAAUCCGACAAGACGGUGGAGACUGUGCGGCGGAACAUCCUCGUACAUGGCGGGAGCAGUGGCGCGGCGGAGGAGAGUGGCGAUGGGAAAGCCAGGGAGGAGGGCGGCGCCGCUGCCACCACCAAGGCCGGGAAGAAGAGAGGCGAUGGGAAAUUCAAGGGGAGGGGCGAGAAGACCCCCGCUGCCGCUGCCAAGGAGGAGAAAGAACGCGAGAGCAAGGCUCUGGAGGGCGAUGAUUCGAAGGAGCGAGCUCUCGCGGAGAGGGAUUCCGCGGAGAAGGAGGUGGAGAGAUUGAAAGGUGUGAUGGCGCGGCUGCAAAAGGACGUGAAGAGCAGGAUGCUGGAUCUCUCUCGCGAGGAGGGCGAGCGCCAGCGAGUUCUGGAUGACAAGUUUAAUUCGAGGCACAAACAAGUCCAGCUUGAAUCGUUCGAUCAGCGAUGCGAGCAGACUGUGCGGAUCUUUGCCGAGUACCGGCGAAGAUUGGCAAGGUAUGUCGACCGUGCUCGAGAGGCACAAAGAGGGAAGCUUGCGGAGUCCAAGAAAGAGCAGGACACAGUGUAUGCAACGUCGAUCAAAGGUGACGAUCAGAUCCUCAUAGAGACUGCGCAGGAAAGGAGUAUAAGAAAGGCAUGCGAGCUGCUAUCGUCACAGCUUACUGAGAAGAUCACGCUCUCGUUUCCCUCGUACGAAGGACGAGAGAGCCAAGGUGACGCUCAGGCCACCGAGGUUGCAAAGCUCGGGUUUGAUGAUGGAGAAGGCAUGGCUGAGGAUAUCAGGGAGGCUGCACUGAGCCUCUUGAAGAAUCCAACGCAGCUCUUGCGGGCGAUGGCGACUUAUACUGCUCGAAUCGUUGCUUUGAUCACCAAAGAAACGGAGAGGAUCGACAUCCGAGCGGACGCAGAGAAGCUGAGGUACAAGUACGAGAACAACGAAAUAGUGGAUGAUUUGUCCACUGAGCCAGAAGAUUCACCACUUGGGAAGAAGCUUAGCGGUAAAGUUGGAUUGGAGAUGUCUAAUAGGAGAACGAAUUGGCAGAUUCGCGAGAGACAGAAAGCUCAUGUUCAGCAGUUUAUGGCAACGGAAGAAGCAUUGAACGAAGCUGCGGAGGCCAAAGCUGCAAGCGACAAGUUAAUCAAGUCGCUCACUGGUGGAACGGAGCUCGACUACGUCCAGAACGAGGGAGGGCUUCGCCAACUGGAGUGCGAGGUGUGGGCCAAGGAGCGGCAGUUAGCUGGUGUCAAGGCAAGCGUAGCGACACUUACGUUGGAGGUUCAACGUUUGAAAAAGCUAUGCGAAGAAAGAAAACAAGCGGAGGAUUCCCUGAGGCAAAAGUGGAAAAGAAUCGAGGAGUUCGACGCCCGCCGCAGGGAGCUGGAAUCUGUUUACACGGCGUUGAUCCGAGCUAAUAUGGCAGCUGCUGCUGCGUGGGAGCAACAUCCGGCCGCAGCAUUCGAGCAUUCUGCCAACACAAUACUUCCUGUCUGUAAUAUGGUACAAGAGAAGACCGUGGGUGCUCAGGACCUCUUAGAAAGAGAAGCCACCAUUUUUCAGAGAAGCCCGGACAACCGGCUGUAUAUGCUGCCUGUCACACCUCAGGCACUCGUUGAAGCCAUGGGAAUCAGCUCUAUGCUAGGCCCUGAGGCGAUAGCGGCAGCGGAGAGAAAUGCCGACAUGGUUGCUGCCAGAGCUGGUGCAGGCGACCCUUCAGCGAUGGCGUCAAUCUGCCGGAUAGCUGCAGCAUCACAAUACUCGCAAGGAGCUGAAGCACAAGAUGCUGGCAUGAUAGCCAUUGUGGAAGCGCUGAGGUUCUGUCUCAAGCCUUGCUCUUCUCCGGCGAGCCUUCUGGAAAACCUGGCGCGCUCCAUCAACUUGGUUCAGACACUGAGAGAUCUCGUUGGCAGCGGACGAGCUCUUUUGACAGCAGCAAACAUCUCCAGACCCGACUACGAAAAAACUGCGAACGCGUGUGCUGUGACAACCAAAGAGCAGGAGCUCAUUGCUCUCGAGGAAUGGUUACCGAGUCUCAAGCACGCGGUCCUCGAAGCGCACAAGUGCCUGGAAGAUUGCCAUCGAGUUCGCGGCCUGGUGAACGAGUGGUGGGAGCAGCCAGCUGCAACCGCGGUGGAUUGGAUCACGGUCGAUGGCCAAAACGCUGCUGCCUGGCUCGCUCACGUCAAGCAGCUCCAAAACGCCUUCUAUGAAAAGCAGCUGCUGUGACGAGAUUUGGAUGGGAAGAAGUGCUCUUCCUUCUGUAAAGCUCUACGCCGUGUUGGAAGUACCACCGUUGCCACGUAAGCAUUAAAAACCGUUGCGACCUUAUUGGGGAA